UCAAGAGGGCCCGAACCUGGGUAAAACAUCGUGUCCCCUGCCUCCUGUUACCAUCCACCUUAGACGCACAGUUCGGGACCCCCUACCCGAGAUCCACCGGUUUUGACACCGACACCGUGCACCUGACCCGGACGAGGAACGGUCUAACCCCAAAGAUGGUGAAGUUAUUGUCUUCUCUCACCGCAUGAAUCGGGGCUUUUCACCAUCCGGCUCAAAGUUCUUCAGAGAUGUUCUCCAUUUUUUCAAACUCCACCCUCAAGAUCUCGGGCCCAAUUCCAUAUCCAAUAUCUGCAAUUUCCAAGUUCUUUGUGAGGUGUACCUUCAAGAAGAACCGACUGUGGAACUCUUUAGAGAGUAUUUUUAUCUGAACUGCCAGAACGAGUGUACCAAUGGCCCCAGCUUUGAACUUGGAGGCAUCUCAAUUCAGCACCGACAAGGCGCCGUUUUCCCCCUAAUAGUCUUUCCGAGUCAUCCCAAGACCAGAAUCAGACCUGGUUCUACUGCCAAGACACUUCACCAGCCAAUGAGAAACCACUGCCGGGUUAUCGCGCGGAUCAUCUAGAUUCCAUGUUUGCGCUCCCUGACAAGCUUACUGCCACCGAACGCAAAAAGCUUAUUCCACCAAUUAAAAGGAUUAACGCCUUACUGGGGAACGGCUUAACCGGAGUUGAUUUGACUCGUUGUUGGGUUUCAUGGCAGGUCAUCCCUCUAAGCCGCCGAUCCAAAUUGAUGUAUGAAUAUGGUGGAGGCCCAGAUGACUCUCUUCAUCACAGCUCCGUUCAACUAACUGAAGAAUAUAUUGUUUCAAUGUCGACCCUUCUGAUGAACGGCAAAUAUGAAGACUGCAGUAAAGUCGGGUUAAACCCCUUCUGCAAACUUAACCCAGCGCCAGAGGUAAGAAACUCAUGACCUCUUUCUCUUUGUAUUUUCCUCAGCAGUUUUAAAUACCUGCAUGACCUUGUUUACUUGUUCACAUGCUAAAUCUGACUUUUGGAAAGCCAAGUAUGACCAUGAAGCCGCCAAGAAGGCUAGAGCCACCACCAUAAACGCCAAGAAAAUGACCCGGAGGUCCAAGAAGAAAAAGAGCACCGCUAAGGACCUGUUAAAACUUGAUGAUAUUUCUGAGUCAGAGGACGACACGGGGGCCAGUCAGGCCGUGGAAGAAGAGCAACAUAAGAGCCGCCGUCAGGCCCAGAACGACAAUGAACCGCCUUCCGUUCUUCAACAAACUCCUCAAAACGCCAGAAUGAGGAGGUGUCUCGCUCUUCUGGCGACUCAUCUCAAACUCAAUUUCCGGCUUUCAAGACUACCCCUGGUGGCCAAGCCAAGUCCAAGAAGGCCAAAGUAACUAAACUGGCGGAAGACCCAUCAGUCCUUGCUCCUGAACCGACCAUGCCAACUUCUCCCCCUCGAACUGAAGCACCAGAAGACCCAGCUGCUGAUACUCAAUUAGACCCUCCUGAGCCGUCAGCUGAUGACACCAUUGUUAACCCCUCUACUGCCGGACCAUCUAGCUCGGCUAACCCACCAUCAUCUUCUGAUCAUGACAUUCUGGUCACUGGAAGCCGUUUUGUUGAGCCAGGGACUCCCACCGUGUUAGCUCGACACACCGCUAAACAAGAAGCCCCGGAGAAACAGAAAGUGUGUUUUGAUAUCUCUCACUACAGUCAUCUGAAUGCUAAUGACAUAUUGUCCGGCUAUCUCAGCCAUGUUCAUUCCAGCCAUGAGUCAGAGAUUGAGAUGGUCAAGCAACUUCAGCUGAAAUAUGAGAACGCCCUAUCUGAAUUGGGCUCCCAAUUAACUGAUGCAAAGACCCGACUGGCGGAUCAAGAGGUAGAAAUCAAGUCUGUUGAUUCUAAACUUCAAUUGAGUCUUGCUGAGACAGAAAAAUUGAAAACCAGCUUGACGGCCAAAAAGAAAUCCUGGGCUGAAGAAAAGACGCUGCUGACACAACGCGCUGAAAAAGCUGAAGCGGCUCUUGAGGAGGUUACCAUGGAGCUUACAGGCUUAAAGAACCGGGUGUCUCAAAUGGUUUCCACCAUCUUUGGCCCGCGAAGCAAAAAUCUGAGCCAAGAUAAUGUGACCAAACUGAAGGUGGUCUAUUCCUUAGUGGAACAGUUGUACACUAGCGCUCAACGAGCACUUGCUGCUAUCUCUCCUGCCAACCAAGCGGCUCAGUGAUGUCUUGAAAAAAUUGUCAAUCUUACCUGCGAGGUUUCAAGAAGUCAAACGAUCAUGUGCCAGAGCCGGAGCCUUGACUACCCUGAGCCGCUCCAAAGCCUGGGUGCCAGAUCUAGACCCGGCGGAUGUAGCCAGGGGGUACCCUACCAUGAAGGAAGACGGGUCUCUAUUUGAGCAGGAUGACUUCGUUGCUUGCAUGAGGGGAGUUCGACCUCACGCUACCAUUCUUGGAGAUGAGAUCAACAUUGACAAAUAUCAGCCGGGUUUUGAUUUGGAGAAUAAGAAGAUGGUGACUCCCUCUUACAAGGUGAUAGACCUUAUCCCGCCGUUCAUCAACAUACGUUUGCUCCAGAAGUUGAUCCGGCUGGCCUGAUUAAUGAUGAAGCAGAGUUCAUUGCCGUGAACGGCUUUGAUUGGUCCAAUCCCAGCUUCCAAUUAAUAGAAGGAGGUGAACUGGCAAGCGAAGAGUGAGAACCAUCUUUGUGGGCUCUUUAAAGCCUUGUAAUAGAUUUAGCUUGAAACAACUGCAUAUUUUGCCUAUGCCAUCGUGCAUAAGACGCCGUGUGUGACUCUUUGCUUCCUGAUGUCAAUAUAUGCGUCACAUUUAUGGUUAUCUCUGUAAUAUUUCGGCUCCAUUCCUUUUUCAUGAACUGAACUGCCGUGGCAGCAUCACACUUACUCACUGGCUCUACCUCAACCCAUUUUGUGAAUUUGUCAACUGCCAGUAAAAGAUGUGUCUUUUUAUCCUUAGACCUUUUGAAAGGUCCAACCAUGUCAAGCCCCCAGACUGCAAACGGCCAAGUGAUUGGAAUCAUCCGAAAUUCCUGAGCUAGCACAUGCGCUCGUCGUGCAAAUUUUUGACAUCCAUCACAUCUACUGACCAGAUCCUCUGCAUCAGCGUGAGCCGUCAACCAGUAAAAACCAUGACGAAAAGCUUCGUCCACAAGAGAUUUUGACCCGGCAUGAUGACCACAAUCCCCUUCAUGGAUCUCAUGAAGUAUUUCUUGGCCUUCUUCAGGAGAAACACACCGUUGAAACACUCCGGUGACACUAUGAUGGUAUAACUCUCCGUCAGAAAUCGUCAUUGACUUGGACCGCCAGGUUAUCUGUCGGGCCAGGGGCUCAUCCUCUGGCAACUCGCCCCAGGUCAUGUAAGCCAAGAACGGUAUUGUCCAAUCUGGGAUGACGUGAAGAGCCGCCACCAACUGUGC
Messenger RNA from Triticum aestivum (bread wheat), 3392 nucleotides. RefSeq lists its product as uncharacterized. Bases 1393 to 2181 code for a protein of 262 amino acids. NCBI's taxonomy places the organism in Eukaryota, Viridiplantae, Streptophyta, Magnoliopsida, Poales, Poaceae. The transcript has 7 exons. The record is from RefSeq and is a predicted model, not a curated record.